Molecule: messenger RNA, 4468 nt
Organism: Anopheles nili
Lineage: Eukaryota; Metazoa; Arthropoda; Insecta; Diptera; Culicidae
Gene: Smox
Product: mothers against decapentaplegic homolog 3
Exons: 8
Coding region: 814-2343 (509 amino acids)
Biological process (GO): regulation of transcription by RNA polymerase II; BMP signaling pathway; SMAD protein signal transduction
Cellular component (GO): heteromeric SMAD protein complex
Molecular function (GO): RNA polymerase II cis-regulatory region sequence-specific DNA binding; I-SMAD binding; DNA-binding transcription factor activity, RNA polymerase II-specific
Source: RefSeq, a predicted model, not a curated record
GCAAAUAUCGGUUGCAUAUCGUUACGCACGGUGCGCUUUGUAGAUGCUCGCGGUCGUUCCGGUGCCCGGAAUGCUGAAAGUCCUUUAGAAAGCACACCCGUUUCGGCUGGGGCAGGCAACGAGCGCUCCCGGGCGGAUGUUCGCGCCGGGCUGCGACGAAGAGGAAGAAGUGUGCGGUUGAAAAUUCGCGACUAGUUCUCGUUCUCGCGCUGGUGCUGGUGGAAAGUGUAAGUCGUGCGGAAGGGGAGAGUGGCGGUGAGGUAUCAAAAUCAUACGCAAUAGGAAAAGGCAGGAGCAGGAAAACGCACACGGGAAGAAACAGUCCCGUCGGGGAGGGAAGUUUUCUUCGCCUCCGAAGGCCCUGGCUGUCACUUUCGACGACGAGGGCCGUGAAGCGCACGCAAUACCAGCCUGUCCGCGGAUAUCGUGCAUCGUCAGCAUUUCCUGCUGCGGGGUGAUCCGCUGCGAUCGUUGCUUUUCGUGGGGCAAGUUUUCCUCGUUGCUUCGGGUGUGAGAAAAGCAACAAAGUGUUGUGGCGCAGUGAGCUGGGUGAUGUGAAAAGUAAAAAAAAAGCCCAUCGAGCUGUCAAAUAUUGAUCCCCACUGUCAGCGCGAAGGAGAAGAGAAAAAGAAGAAAAAAUUGCUUGUUGUGUGUUUACCUGCGUGUUGUGAUUGUUCCGCGAUCCGUGUUCCGCGUGUGUGCUGGAAAGUGAAGAUCACCCUCGUUAAGGUUACGCGAGUCCAUCUCCGGCUCUAGCGAAAAGUGCAGGGCGGGUAUUUAGUUGGUGCGCGAGUUUUCCCUACCGUGGAAAGUAUGCUGCCCUUCACACCGCCGAUCGUGAAGCGGCUGCUCGGCUGGCGGAAGGUACCGUCGGACGACUCCGUCGAGGGGAAAUGGAGCGAGAAGGCGGUCAAGAGCCUGGCGAAGAAGAUGAAGAAGUCGAGCGCCCUCGACGAGCUCGAGCGGGCCCUCACGGUGCAGAGCUGCCACACGAAAUGCAUACCGAUACCCAGAAAUGUGUCCGCGAAUGGAGAAAAUGGAGUUGCGCUAAAGAAAGGCAUACCUCACGUCAUAUACUGUCGAUUGUGGCGUUGGCCUGAUUUACGGAGUCAGACGGAACUAAAAGCACUAGACGUAUGCGAGUACGCAUAUCAUCUGAAAAAGGACGAGGUGUGCAUCAAUCCAUAUCACUACGCCCGCAUUGAAUCGCACUCGCAACAUUCGCACCAUCAACAGCAACAGCAACAACAGCAGCAGCAACAGCAACAACAGGCACAGCAGCAGCAGCAGCAGCCGCUGACGAUCCUGGUGCCGAAGAACCUAUCGAACCCUCAGGGAGAAAACUCCGUUACCUACACCUUGGACGAUCUUAGUAAUACCGUACCAGUCAACAUACAGUACAACGCAUUAAAUGAUAACUAUGUAACCAGCCCGCAACCGUCGCAAGUAUCCACGCAGCAGCUCCACCAGCAGCUGCAGCAGCAACAGCAGCAUCAACAGCAACUUCAGCAACAGCAGCAGCUCUCCUCACCGUGCUACAUGGAGGCGACACUUGGCCAACAGAUCCCGACCAACACGACGAUUAUGGACUCGGUCAGUGUCGGUGUGGGUAACAUACCGAACACCGAGACGCCACCACCCGGCUACAUGUCUGAAGACGGCGAUCCGCUCGAUCAGAAUGACAAUAUGACCGAUAUGUCCCGCAUGUCACCGGCCGAAAUGGACGCUCAGCCCGUGAUGUACCACGAGCCGGCGUUCUGGUGCUCUAUCAGCUAUUACGAGCUGAACCUGCGCGUCGGCGAAACGUUCCACGCCUCCCAGCCAUCGAUCACCGUCGACGGGUUCACAGACCCAUCCAACUCGGAACGCUUUUGUCUGGGAUUGCUAUCGAACGUGAACCGGAACGAGGUGGUCGAACAGACGCGCCGCCACAUCGGUAAGGGCGUCCGGUUGUACUACAUCGGUGGUGAGGUGUUUGCGGAGUGUUUGAGCGAUUCCAGCAUCUUCGUACAGAGCCCCAACUGCAAUCAGAGAUACGGAUGGCAUCCGGCGACGGUGUGCAAAAUACCACCAGGAUGCAAUCUGAAGAUCUUCAACAAUCAGGAAUUUGCCACCCUACUAUCGCAGUCCGUUGCGAAUGGGUUCGAGGCGGUCUACCAGCUAACCCGCAUGUGCACGAUCCGGAUGUCGUUCGUGAAGGGCUGGGGAGCCGAGUAUCGCCGACAAACCGUUACCUCAACGCCGUGCUGGAUAGAGCUGCAUUUAAACGGUCCUUUGCAGUGGUUGGAUCGCGUCCUCACCCAGAUGGGCUCACCCCGAUUGCCAUGUAGUUCGAUGUCGUAAGGCUGCGAACCUGUUCCCCGUGCUCUUUUGCAUCCCCGUUCGCGUUGUGAUGCUACCGAGACGUUAGGGCACAGUACUACCCCUAUUCUACCUCCGCCGGACGACGUUUUGCUUCACCUUCCGGCCUCCAUCGUUUCAAGCACCUUGAUCACGCUUUUCUUGCGUGUGUUUGCGUUUAAGUUUAUUCGGACAAACAUAAGUUCUGCUCUGCGCUGUUGUGCUAAUUGGGUAGAAAAUUCCCGUGAGCAAAUGUUACAUUCGUUUGCUUUAUUCGGAGCAAUGUUGCACGGGCUUUCUUUUAUAUUUCAAAAUAAUUUUACAACACCACAAGAGUCCCUGCUGAUUGCAGAACGCGCAGAGAAAUGAUUUAUCUUCUACGCCUUUAACGACAUGUACGUUUUUCGCUAAAUUUUGUAUUGAGUGUUUGCUUUUCUUUUCGGUGUACUAAUGCGCAGUGUGUUAUAACCCAUCGGUGAUAUCCGCCGUGAGGCACGGACGUGUUUUAAGUUAACGAUUUUGUUCCUUACCAUGAGCGUUACAAAAUGUAGCAGAGCAUAUAAAGCAGAGGAAACCGCUUGCGGCAUGAUAUGCGUGGCGUUUCAUGGAGUUCCCCAAAAAACAAACCCCGCGUGAACGUCGACAGUGGCAGUUAGAAUGCUGCAUUAACCAAAACGAUUACGAUAACGAUAGAUGAUGAUGCUUAAAAAUUAAGUUUGUUUUUUUUUACGUUACAUUACAUUAUACUUAUGAUUUUACUAGACUUUCGUUCCCCCCUCAUUCGCUUUGGGUGUGUACGGAGCAGUUGCACCGCUCGUACGCCUUGUGAAACCCAAUAGAAGAGGCAGUUUGAGAAACCUGCGAAAUGAGAAGUAAUCGCGGCACGAUUGAUGAAGGGCGACCAAGAUCUAAUGGAAGUGAACCAAACCCUACCCGGCAUGGGAGGGAAUAACGAUGUACGGGCGGAUAGUUGUUGUGUAAAGAAGAUGGGUAGCGUGUACUGAGCACGUGUGUCAUAGACGAAGGGUGUGCAACUUCUUUGUAUACGUUGGGAGCCGUAACGGAACAGAAAAUGCCCUCGGUAUCCUUGGUCCACCUUCCUGGUGGUGAUUAGGUUAUUAAUCAGGCGAGAAUGUGCUCCUGAGAUAUGUUCCUUAUGCACGUGUGAAUGCUAACACGUGAGAAAUGCUUAAGGCAUACGAGAACGAGCCGAUCGUGUUGGGAAACGUCUAGAACGAGCAAUGUACAGCAGAAGACAGAUAUAUUUUUGACAUUGUGUAAUAGAAAUGCGAAAUUUAAGCGGGACACGUAUCGCUCCGUUUGAAGGUAAAACAAAACAAAAUAAAAAAUUAAAGGGAUUUCAUCUCAAAGAGAAAACUCUUGCAAACAAUUCGGCACUGAAGUGUGGAUAGAUAAAACAAAACAACUGAAAAAGAAUACUGUGGAUUGAGUCGCAGGAUGCCAUGGUUAAGCAUAUUGUGUCGUUAGGAAGGGAGCCUGCUACACGAUGCGUAGAGGUCAAAGAAGAAGAGACAGAUUCGAUUUGAUAAGGCAGCAGCCCUCCCCCGUUUGGUAUGAUUUCUUCUGUUAGAUAUGUUCUUCUUUUCUUAGUUCAGCAUAGCUCAGCUAGGUUUAGUAGCUUACUUACAUAAAACGCGAAGCGAAGGAAAUCAAGUUCCAUCGUUCGAGAACAGAGCAAGUGGACAGUAGCUUGGCAGAGACGCAAUUCAAGAUGGAUAGAUUGCGAAUUGAGUGAUAGAUUGAGGAUACGCCCGGGCGGGCUUACGCGUUUAGGUUUUUUAAGGCGUGUGUGUGAGACAAAUAGACUUUUGAAAGGCGAUUUGGACUGGAGAAAUAAGCAAAACUAACUAAUGGUUUGGUAACGCGAACGGUUGGCCUGCACGAAUCCCAGCAAGAACAACAAACGAAAAUGAUGAAGAGACGAUGUUUCCUGUUUUAACUCUGUUUGUUUUCAUAUCCCUGAACCGUUUGUGGAUGUUUCGUGAAUCGAUAGGACAGGCCCGUGUAUCGUUAAACAGAAGAAUUACGAAACCAACCAAAUCAACAUUAGUAGCGGUUUGUUAGGUUGCGCUUGUGAAACACAAUAAAAUCUGACAACAAAAUACAU